Messenger RNA from Glycine soja, 1355 nucleotides. Its product is annotated as haloacid dehalogenase-like hydrolase domain-containing protein At2g33255. Bases 104 to 844 code for a protein of 246 amino acids. Lineage: Eukaryota; Viridiplantae; Streptophyta; Magnoliopsida; Fabales; Fabaceae. The record is from RefSeq and is a predicted model, not a curated record. The transcript is spliced from 5 exons.
AAAUUACAUUGAGAAAAAAAAACCAGCAAUUCCAUCUUGUGUGCAGGGUAGAUUUGAGAGGUAAGAAGAGAAGGAGAGAGCAAAGCAUAAUUUAAUAUCGGGGAUGCCAUUGCUCGUAUCCAAUUGUGCAAAGGCUUUCAUCCUCUCGACGCUCCCACAGUCGAAGCGAAUGUCCCAUCAUGCUCCCGGCGUCAAAACGCGCCUGAGGGGUGUCGUUUUCGACAUGGACGGCACCCUCACCGUCCCGGUGAUCGAUUUUCCGGCGAUGUACAGGGCGGUUCUGGGCGACGAGGAGUACCUGCGGCUCAAAGCGGAAAACCCUUCCGGCAUCGACAUUUUGGGCCACAUCGAAGGGUGGCCGCCUCACAAACAGCGCAAGGCCUACGACGCCAUUGCUGAGGUCGAGCGUCAGGGUCUUGAACGCCUUCAAAUCAUGCCUGGUUGUGCAGAGCUUUGUGCCAUGCUCGAUUCUAAGAAAAUAAGGAGGGGUUUGAUCACUAGGAACACGAAGUCAGCAGUUGAUUUAUUCCAUGAACGGUUUGGGAUUACAUUUUCUCCAGCAUUAAGCAGGGAAUUUCGUCCUUAUAAACCUGAUCCAGGUCCACUACUGCAUAUUUGUUCUCUUUGGGAAGUUCAACCAAAUGAAGUAAUAAUGAUUGGAGAUAGCCUUAAAGAUGAUGUGCGCUGUGGAAGGCAAGCAGGAGCCUUUACAUGCUUGCUUGAUCAAACAGGAGUAUAUGAUUCUCCCAAGUAUGCUGAUGUUGAAUUCAAACCAGAUUUCAAGGUGACUUCCCUUGAUGAAGUUCACUCAGUUCUGAAGGAAAAUUUUGAUUUGUCACCAUGAUGCCAAGGAUUGUUAUCGUGAACCAAUUUUUAUUUUUUUUGGGUUUAUGCUGAGAUUUGGAGGAGGCAUAUAUGUUGGGGGUAGCUUUAUUCCUUCACGAAACAAAAUAUCAUUAAAACUUUAGGUUAAAGGAUUUAAUGGGUGGCAUUUUAAUAAUGAUGUUGUAACUUGUCUUAUAUGGGCAUGAAUGCCAUACAAAAUUACUGUUCUAAAAUUUGAUGUCAAUAGCAAGAUACAUUGAAUUGUGCUGUGCAUGUUGCCUCUCUUUCUUGGAUUUGCGAGUUCUGUUGGAUGUUACUUCAGUUUCUUGGACUCGUGGUGUUAUGUCUGGUUUUGUGCGUAUUAAGACUUCCCAGACAGAGUUCAGUUACAAGUAUAUAUGUGAGGGAGACUUCCCAGACAGAGUUCAGUUACAAGUACAUAUGUGAUGGAAACUUAUAGUCUUACAGAGUGUAAUUGUUUCUCCUUAACCAUUUUCCAUGGGUUCGUAAUAGAAAAAAGCGUUUGUUAA